Messenger RNA from Schizosaccharomyces osmophilus, 435 nucleotides. Its product is annotated as UPF0047 family. Lineage: Eukaryota; Fungi; Ascomycota; Schizosaccharomycetes; Schizosaccharomycetales; Schizosaccharomycetaceae. The record is from RefSeq and is a predicted model, not a curated record. Bases 1 to 435 code for a protein of 144 amino acids. The transcript is spliced from 2 exons.
AUGACUAAAAUGGAUAUUGUUCAGCGCUCUAUUACCCUAAACAGACGUACAAAGGGCUUUUACAUAGUCACGAGUGAACUCACCAGCAAGUUGCCCGAGAUCAAGAAUUUCUCUAUGGGAACUUUAAACUUGUUUAUUCAACAUACAUCCGCUGCCCUUACUAUCAAUGAAAAUUGGGACUCAGAUACUCGUGAUGAUUUGAGAGACAUCAUGGACAAGGUUGUUCCUGAAUCCUCUAGCUACCGUCACAAUGCUGAGGGUUUAGAUGACAUGCCUGCCCAUGCCAAGUCUAGUUUGAUCGGACCUAGCCUUACCAUCCCUAUCUCAAAUGGACAGCUAAACUUGGGCACUUGGCAAGAUGUCCAACUUGCGGAAUUUCGCAGAUCUCCUCACUCUCGUACAAUCGUUUGUACGGUUCAAGGCUUAAGAUCAUAA